AUGGCCGAACUCGUGCAUUCCGCAUGGAAGGUCAUUCCCCAGUUCAAUUCCACAUCGAUUAAAGAAACUGUCAAGUUCUACACGGAAGAACUCAGCUUCACACUCGGCGGCGUUCACCCGGAUGAUAACCCUGAUAUCGAGCCAACCUUCUGCUCCAUCUUCGUCGGCCCAAAGGCCGACGCAAACAUCUACUUCUUUGAGUGCAAAAAAGAAGAUUUUCACGCGUCCGCAGCAAUGAUUGCGCUGGGCACGGACGAAUUGGACGAGUUCUACCGCUUGUUGACGGCCAAGGGGAAAGUGUUUAUCAAAGAGCCGAUUGAGGACAAGGAACGCGCCUCCAAUUCAUGCUGGGCCCAAUCGGGCCUUUUACACCAAUCUCUUUUGAGGAUUGUGACACAAUUCCAAUUACUCUGCCCUUUGAUGUUUGAGAAAGACCAAACAUCUCUUUUGCUGGUAGCGGAGAAGGGCUUGAGGGAGAUAGAGGGGAUGGAAGAGCGCUCACAUAGGAGAUCUCUCGGGUAG
Messenger RNA from Uncinocarpus reesii 1704, 522 nucleotides. RefSeq lists its product as uncharacterized. NCBI's taxonomy places the organism in Eukaryota, Fungi, Ascomycota, Eurotiomycetes, Onygenales, Onygenaceae. The transcript has 2 exons. Bases 1 to 522 code for a protein of 173 amino acids. The record is from RefSeq and is a predicted model, not a curated record.